CAAAACAGUCCGACUUGCAUCGGACUGGCAGCACUUAAGUUUGAUUUUUUUCUCCAUUAAAUAACCAUUUAUGUCACAUGUUAAUAAACAGCGUAGAUGUCGGACACUGGAGAGGAGUGGCAGGUUGCCCGGCGACGAAAAGGUGCAGCGAGGAAGUCAAAAUCACUCCAGGUGUCCUCAAACUCAGCAUGCAGCCAGGAGCAUCUAGACAUCGGAAAGACUGUUAAACGAAUACGAGACACAGUGUCUGAGCUAAGAUGCGAGGACUUUUGGCAAGAGUGGAAAAAGGCAGGAUCCGCAGCCCUAUUAAAACCUCCAGAGGACCCUGAGGGCCCCAGUAAAGAUGGCAGGACAUGUCAACAGCUGGAGUGUGUGUGUUAUGGCCUUGGCUCCUUUUCCUCCUGUGUCUCAGCUCGCUUCCAGCUUGCCAUGUUGCUGCUGCUGCUGGAUGCAGGACAGAUUCCCCUGAAGGACUGCUCUGUUUAUGAUCCGGCAUUCUCAUCUGGAGAGAGGGAUGUUUUGAGAGAGCUGGGUCUGACUGUACUCACAGAGAAUGAGGAGGGGAAGCGUCUGGCGACUAAGCCCACGCUCUUUUACCUGAUGCAUUGUGGGAAAGCCCUGUACAACAACCUUCUGUGGAAGAAUUGGAGUAUGGAAUGUCUUCCUCUGAUGAUGAUCAUUGGAAACGGCUUCAACGGCAUGAUGGACAGAACAGUUGAGAGAGAGUUCAAGCGGGACUACGGCUACAUUACUCAGGCAGUGUCUGUGUGUGAGGAGAGACAGCUGCCCUGUCCAUCCCGUCUGGUCGACGUCUUCAGUGACACUGCAGUCAUCACCUUUCCCACCAGCGGCCUUAACAGACUCCCACAAUCCACCUGGGCAGAGGUGCCUGAACCACAGUACCAACACUGCUCUGAUUUGGAGAUAAUUCAGAGGGAAACACAGAGCUGAUACAGGAGAAUAACAGGAAAUGGACACUUUAUGUUUUUAUAUUGUUGCUAUUCAUACAUCCAUUUUUUUUUCUAAAUAAAUGAGUCCUGUUUCAAAUUUAGGAUUG
Messenger RNA from Anoplopoma fimbria (sablefish), 1057 nucleotides. RefSeq names its product SRR1 domain containing (gene srrd). NCBI's taxonomy places the organism in Eukaryota, Metazoa, Chordata, Actinopteri, Perciformes, Anoplopomatidae. The coding region runs from base 97 to 951 and encodes 284 amino acids. The record is from RefSeq and is a predicted model, not a curated record. Gene Ontology annotation, biological process: microtubule-based process. The transcript is spliced from 6 exons. Gene Ontology annotation, cellular component: nucleus; cytoplasm.